AUGGAGUCGCGGGAGCAAGUCGGCCCGGCUUUGGGAGGUGAAGUCAUCCAUCCCUCAGUUCAACCUCCGACAGCCGCCCGUCGUCUGCAUCAACGUCGCAUGCGCCUUGCCGACAACGCUGCGGGUGCAUACAUCCAUGACCUCCUCGAGCCUUGUGACCUUGGGCGUGCUCUUUCAUCAUUGAAUGCCGCCUCUGCCGUGAACUCGCGCUCGGCAGUGCCAUUUUCCACCUGUCGCUCGUUACUGGAUUCCACCACUUCGUACGCGAACUCGAGGAGCUUACGAAUUUUGAGUUUGACGUAUUUCGACUGUGUUGAGAAGCUGAAGAAGAAGAAGAUAUACCUCGUUAUUGGCAGUCGCGCAUCGAAUUUGUGCUUGGGAGUGGUAGGCGACGAAGUGUCCAGUGCGAGAGAGCCACGGAGAAGGCGCAUUGUACCAGUCAAGGCGCAGAAUGAGAAGUGGCAGCUAUGGUAUGGAUAUACAGUGACAAAUCGCCAUCGCCCGGCUCAUGAAACUGACACUCGGCAGGGCUGCUGUCAAUCCACAAGCAACACCUCCCCCUACGAAUCUCCUCGACCCUCUGCGGCGCCUGGCCAUGACCCUUCCCUCCCACGAGACUCUUCUCGCGCCGCGAUAACCCAAUCAUCCCGUUCUCUACGCCGUGAUGGCGACUCACAACAUCCUACCAGCUCGACUCUUCCCCCGAAUCACCGAAUAAGAGCACCCUCGCCCCUGAAUCGAAGUCCAAAGAAUGUGAGCAACAUGCCCCCACCAUGGACUCGAAGUCACCUAGAACGAGAAAGAGAGGCCUUCUUCGAGACACGGGUCACAGGACGAUCAGAAGUAUGGAAUGCAUUGGACAUCGCAUGCCAGAUGAUCAGGAGCGGGGAAUUGGCCGAGGCGCAGGGCAUUCUGGAUGCAGUGGGGGCUACUGUGCCGACUGGAAAGGUGUCAAGGGGAAGGGGAAGAGACAGACUUCGUGGAGGGGUGUAUGAUGAGAAGGGAGCGUUGUAUGAGAUCCCGGAUUGGAUCGUCGCAGAUCCGAGGGAUUUAAUCGAGGACGCGGGAACAGAGAAGGAGAUCGAUGGCGAGAAUGACGACGAGGAUGAUGACGAGGACUGGGAGGGCGGCGUACCUGUCGAUUCUUCAGCAGAAGAUAAAGAGGUCGUCCGACCCAAAGGCAAAGGCCGCGCAGAGGACAUCGGCGACGAAGUCAAACUCCGAGCCCGCCUCUCGGAUCGAGGCACCGAUGUCGAAGUCACUCUCGGGUCGAAACAACCCGUUCGAAUAGCCCUCCAAAGAAUCCGAGAACAAACAGGCGUCAACCGCGUCAGGCUGGUCUACAUGGGCAAGCCGAUGGAGGAAGGUCGAACCUUGGCAGACUGUGGAUGGAGAAGUGGACAGGUGGUGAAUGCGUUUGUGUUUGAAGGAGAUGAAAAAUUCAUCCUCGAGAAGACAAAGGGAUCGAAGGGGAGGUGA
Messenger RNA from Zasmidium cellare ATCC 36951, 1479 nucleotides. RefSeq lists its product as uncharacterized. The record is from RefSeq and is a predicted model, not a curated record. NCBI's taxonomy places the organism in Eukaryota, Fungi, Ascomycota, Dothideomycetes, Mycosphaerellales, Mycosphaerellaceae. The coding region runs from base 1 to 1479 and encodes 492 amino acids. The transcript has a single exon. Gene Ontology annotation, molecular function: protein binding.